Molecule: messenger RNA, 573 nt
Organism: Eruca vesicaria subsp. sativa (arugula)
Lineage: Eukaryota; Viridiplantae; Streptophyta; Magnoliopsida; Brassicales; Brassicaceae
Source: the annotation of a GenBank genome assembly
AUGGUGUCUCUCAGACACAACAUAUCCUUUCUCAUUCUCUUAUUCAUUGCCGUCCUUGCCCUCUCCUUCGCUUGCAACUGUAGCCCUCCUAGACCAUCACCGGAUCCUCACAACCCGCAGAAACAUCCCGUUAAACUGCCUCAGCCACCCAUGAAAUGGCCAACCAUUAAACCAUCGACCCACAAGCCUCCACCUGUGGUAACGUCGCCAACACCGUGCCCACCACCAACACCAACUUCACCUGUCGUUACGCCGCCAACACCAGACCCACAUGUUGUAACACCGCCAAUACCAAUACCACCAGAACCAGAGACAUGCCCAAUCGACACGCUGAAACUAGGAGCUUGUGUGGACAUGCUUGGAGGUUGUAUUCACAUGGGGGUUGGAAAAAUCCAGGCUAAGGAAACGUGUUGCCCUGUCUUGGGAGGUUUAUUUAGCAUGGACGCAGCCAUAUGCCUAUGUAUCACCAUUGAAGCCAAAUUUUUGAACAUUGACCUCAUCAUUCCCAUUGCUAUUGAGAUUCUUCUCGACUGUGGAAGGCCUCCACCACCUGGCUUCAAAUGUCCCAUUUGA